CGCUCACUAGCCGACUAAGAAUGACAGCGACGACGACAUCAUGACAGAGCAGGCAUUAAAAGGCCCGAAAGCGAGUGGAAAGGUCUUGUCGAACACAAAGACUCGGGGUGAGGCUCUGGAUCGAGCUAGGAUGGACAAGCAGGUUGUCAAAGCCGUUAUGGUUUCACCUUUGAUUGUUCCCUGGCCGUCCAUACCGAAUCAUCUACAGAAAGCUGUCCUCUCUUCCCUACCUACCCUCAUACCAGACAGUAUCCCCGCAUACCACGUCGACAGAGCCAGAUGCAAGCACUUCAACCAGGCGCAGAGAAGAAAAGAGAAGAAACGGCAAAAGGCAGCCGUGGACAAGCAAUUAGAAGAGGAGAACCAUGGAGAGGAUCCCAGACUUUCGACGCCCCAACGGCCGAAUGAUAAUAGCUUUCGAGACAGUCAAGCAAUCGGGAAAGCAGACGACAAACCUGCCCAUCCUCCUCCUAAAAUCCCCGAGGCUCCGGAUGUUCUUCAACAUUUGAUUUUCGGUAUCAAUGAGACCAUCAAAGUAUUGGAGAGGUCCAUCGAUGAUCUUAAACUGCGGUUGAUGCUCAUGGCAGAUGCGAUCAAUGGGAACCUUCAGUUGGCCACUACGUCACUCCCCUUGAACUCCAAUGGUUUGUUGCCUACGGCACCGUCCGACUCAUCAGCUCGAACACAAGGUAUCUCCAUGACCGAAUCUCUCGGGGCUCGUCUAUAUCCCCCAGCCUUCAUUAUCGUCCCGCUUCUCUCUAUAUCUCCCCAGACGCUCGUCAGUGCCAUCCCGCAGUAUUGUGCGACAUACAACGCACUGGUGUAUCAGUGGAUCCAAUUGGGCAAGAUCAUUGAGACCAGGAUGAAGAAAGAUCAGCGGACAAUCAUUGGAGAACCCAGAGAGGAAAUCAGAGUCGUAGCGUUGGGUGAUGUGGAGCUUGAGAUCGCCAGAAUGGUCGGUCUCAGGCGAGUCGCGUGUACCGCUGUGCGGUCCUCCCAUCCCGAUUUGAAGAUACUAUCGGAGCUGUUGCCCAAGUCCGCGCUUCAUCCCCCGAGACAUCAAAUCACACUCCCGCACCCGACAUCGAAUGUCCGAGUCCAUUGUGCACAGAGGGAUCGAGGACCAGCACAGAGGGGGCAAGGCCCUGGAUCAUCAGCCGCCGUCCCGGACGAGGCGCAUGAUAUGAGUCCAUUGAUACCGGAAGUCCACUACACCCCGCUCACCAUCAAAGGCAUCACGACAUCCGCUCCUGUCGAUGGUCAAGCGAGAAAAGCAAAGCGGCUGGAGGAAGUACGAGCGCGGAGGAAAGUUGUCAAGGAACGCAGAAGGGCAAUGAGGCUCAAGGAGAUGAAGCUCGGUGUGAAAGGUCUGAAAGUGGCGUCGAACUUGAAGAGCAAGCAGAACGGAAAGACGAGACGGAGUAAGCCUGCCGCGUCUGUUGCCUAGACCUCCGCGGACCAAGCAUGCGUCU
Molecule: messenger RNA, 1472 nt
Organism: Kockovaella imperatae
Lineage: Eukaryota; Fungi; Basidiomycota; Tremellomycetes; Tremellales; Cuniculitremaceae
Exons: 3
Coding region: 41-1447 (468 amino acids)
Biological process (GO): nuclear-transcribed mRNA catabolic process, RNase MRP-dependent; rRNA processing; tRNA processing
Cellular component (GO): ribonuclease MRP complex; nucleolar ribonuclease P complex; cytosol
Molecular function (GO): ribonuclease MRP activity
Source: RefSeq, a predicted model, not a curated record